Messenger RNA from Platichthys flesus (European flounder), 4248 nucleotides. RefSeq names its product lamin A (gene lmna). The transcript is spliced from 14 exons. The coding region runs from base 190 to 2136 and encodes 648 amino acids. The record is from RefSeq and is a predicted model, not a curated record. NCBI's taxonomy places the organism in Eukaryota, Metazoa, Chordata, Actinopteri, Pleuronectiformes, Pleuronectidae.
UUCUCUGGAGACACGAGUAGAAGGUGCAUGUGCAGUGAGCGACAGCAGAGCAGUUCAGGGCACGAGCCAAAGGAGCACACACCCACCAGCAAGAGAGCAAGACUGCAUUAUUCAACGGAUCCUCUUCUCUACACUCCUCUGGGCCAGUGACUCACCCCCUCUGCACCUCCUCCUGAGCCAUUUAUUGCCAUGGAAACCCCGAGCCAGAAACGCACAAGCCGCGGUGCCGGCGGAACCCUCUCGCCCGCCCGCAUCACCAGGCUGCAGGAGAAGGAGGACCUGUGCAACCUCAACGACCGCCUGGCCGUGUACAUCGACAAGGUGCGCUCGCUGGAGUCUGAGAAUGCCGGGCUGCGGAUGCGCAUCACCGAGUCCGAGUCCAUGGUCACCCGGGACCUGUCGGGCAUGAAGGGCGCCUACGAGACGGAGCUGGCCGACGCCCGCAAGACCCUGGACCAGGUGGCGAAGGAGCGAGCUCGCCUGCAGCUGGAGCUCAGCAAGAUCAGGGAGGAGCAAAAGGAGCUGAAAGCCAGGAACAGUAAGAAGGAGUCGGAGCUGGAGGCGGCUCUGGCCAGACUGAGGGACCUGGAGGCCUUGUUCAACUCUAAAGAUGCUUCACUCAACACCGCUCUGGGGGAGAAGCGGAACCUGGAGGCCGAGGUGAAGGACCUCAAGGCCCAGCUGGCAAAGUUGGAUGGAAACUUGGCCGAUGCCAAGAGGCAACUGCAGGACGAGAUGCUGAGGAGAGUGGACGCCGAGAACCGCCUGCAGACCCUGAAGGAGGAGAUGGAGUUCCAGAAGAACAUCUACAGCGAGGAGUUGCGUGAAUCCAAGCGUCGCAUGGAGACUCGCAUGGUGGAGAUCGACGGCGGCCGGAUGGACUUCGAGAGCAAGCUGGCCGAGGCCCUGUCUGAGCUGCGAGCCCAGCACGAGGAGCAGGUCCGCAUCUACAAGGAGGAGCUGGAGAAGACCUACCUGUCCAAGCUGGAGAACGCCCGUCUGUCUGCAAACAGCAACAGCAACAUGGUGGGAGCCGCCCAUGAAGAGCUGCAGCACACGCGUGUUCGCCUGGAGAGCAUGUCAGGACAGUUCAGCCUGCUGCAGAAACAGCUGUCGGCCAGCGAGGCCAAGGUGCGCGAGCUGGAGGAGGCUCUGACGCGGGACCGGGACCUGAUGAGGCGGCGCAUGGAGGACAAAGAGCGCGAGAUGGCUGAGAUCCGAGCCCGCAUGCAGCUGCAGCUGGACGACUACCAGGAGCUGCUGGACAUCAAACUGGCCCUGGACAUGGAGAUCAGUGCGUACAGGAAGCUGCUGGAGGGAGAGGAGGAGAGGCUGCGUCUGUCUCCCAGUCCUCCAACCGUCAAGGUCUCCAUCGCACGGACCUCAGGCUCAGGCCACAGCCACACCAGCCGCCUGCUCCAGUCGGCCACCGCCGCCUCCAGCAGCCGCAACUCGUCCGGUGCGGCCAGUUCCAAGAAGCGCCGCCUCAACGACAACGACAGUGAGACGUCCAGCAUGGCGGGCGGCGCCGUGACCAAGACCCGCCUCAGUCAGCACGCCUCCGCCAGCGGCCGCAUCACUGUGGACGAGGUCGACCUGGAGGGCAAGUUCAUCCGUCUGGGCAACAAGGCCGACGAGGAUCAGCCACUUGGCAACUGGCAGGUGAAGAGACAAGUCGGGAGCAGCACCCCGAUCUCCUACAAGUUCCCCCCGAAGUUCACCCUGAAGGCCGGAGGAGCCGUGACUAUCUGGGCUGCAUCUGGCGGCGGAACCCACAACCCUCCCACUGACCUGCUGUGGAAAACCCAGAACUCCUGGGGCACCGGCGACCUCCUGCAGACCAUCCUCAUCAGUGCCAAUGGAGAGGAAAUGGCCAUGAGGAAAGUGACCCGCACCCUCUUCCGUGAAGAUGAGGAAGAUGACGACAUGGGAGCUCACAGCACCAGCGGCGGUGAGAAUGAGUACAACCUGCGCAGCCGCACGGUGAUCUGCGACUCCUGCGGUCAGACGUCGGACCGCAGCGGGGGCGUGUGCAGCAGCGGGGGGGGUCUACCUGAAGGCCUCGUGGGACAUUCCUUCUUCAUGGGCAGCAAUGAUCCCAGACAGGCUCAUGGGAAGAACUGCUCCAUCAUGUAAAAACCAAGCAGCUCCUCACUUCAACCCUCCGCCUCCUGCAGCCGCUGUAGGAGAAUCAUUUUCUACCAUCGCCCCCGAUGUGUCUUUAUUAUUAUUUUUACCUCCUUUUUUUUUUAUAUAUGAUCUUGUCUUAUUUCGUAUCCACAUUAAUCUGCAGGUUAGAUUUGCUUUGCGGUGUUUCCGGCACAGGACUUUCAAAUUCCGCUUUAGAGUUUUGUAUAUUCAAGUUACAUUAUUGCAUGUGUUCUGUGCUGAAGCUUGUACUGUAUCCUGCUUGACUUGCACGCUCUCUCUCACACAAAUACACACACACACACACACAAACACACACACACAGCUCCAUCGACCAGUGCUUGAGCUUCGAUCCAAGCUGGGGUUUCACACUUAAUGGCCAGGCUGUCAACACUCAACACGCACAGCUCGUGAACCCUGUCAGGAAACCGUCUCCCCAGUGAAGUGAAUCCUGUGGGGGUUUGUUGUUAAUCAUGUUUAUCCCCCACUAAAUGCAGCUAAUCUCUAUUCAAAGAUGCUGGUUAUGUUUACAGUUUAAAUAUAUUAUGCAUAGUAUUGUGGUGUAAGAAAGAUAAAGUAGCUACAGGGUUUAUUUUCUUGAAAGUUGUCCAAAGAAAGCCGACGUACUGUAAACUCAGGGUGUAGAGCAGAGCUUGUUUCUCCUUCUCCUGAAACAAACGUGUGGAUUUACAUCUGUGCAGCUGUUGUGUGCGCACAGAGAAAAAUAAUAGUUUGAGAUGAAUAUAUAUAUUUUUUCCGCUUCAGUUUCAACACCAGAUAAAUGUAUUUGUAUUUUUUGUUUGCUGGAUAAGUUGAAUGUGCCCGGUCUCAGUGUCUCAGCUAGAAUGUACAUUUACAAUUCCAAGGAUUUUGAUAGAACAAAGUAGGAAAAAUCAGGGGUCGCUGCAUCUUGAGUCGACUUUACUAACGAUUCUGCUUCCAUACUUGCAGAAUAUAUUUAUAGUACUUCUCUAUAUUCAAACAAAUAGAAGUUUUUGUACUAGAGACCCGUUGCAGCUUUUCACACAGAGCAACGGCUGUAUUUGAAAACAUUUUCCCAAACCUUUCUUUUUUUAAACAGAUUAUAAAUAUAAAUGCACCUUUUAUAGAACAGAAGGAAACACUCGCUGCUCGCUCACAUGUUUCAGUCUUGUGACGCUCAGCCGUCCUCUGGUUUGUGUGGCUCCUAACAACUGGUCAUAAGGGCUUCUUCUUUUCCACUAAGCUUACUGGCUUUUUUUUUUUUGCAAAUCCGCAGGCGUGACGUUUGGAUCCGAGGAAAACUGUGGGAUUUGUGUACUUUGUGAGUUUGGCUUUUUUUCCGCACUGCUUUUAUUGAGGGUCUUUCCAACUAUGCACAGCAGUUAGAUUUAUACUGAAGUCUGGCAGCUUCAGUCAUUUGUACUCCAGAGAAAAGCAUAUCCAAGCAUUUAUGGAAAAUACUUGAUAGCUACUUUUGGAUGUUUUUGUUUUUUUGUACUUAAUAGAUGGUUCUUCUGCCAUUUAGAUGCUUUUUGUUACUUUAAGACAUUAUGACGCCCAAUGUGCCUUAAAAACGUCAACGACAAUCUUAAGAGUUCUCUGAAGAUAUUUAGCAUUUGGCCUCGGUGACACAGUAUUUGUUUCGUAUGUACGUGUAAAGCUACGAGUCAUGAUAACUGUAUGUAGCUGUGUUCAACUAUUACUCACUCAUCCCUGAACAGGGAGUGUAAAGUACCUGGUUCUUCAGUUUGACUGAGUAAAAACCAGUAAAAAAAACAUUUGUCUGAAAUGUUAUUCUGAGUUAAUGAAGACCCAGGACCCUGAGUGUCUCGGACCCAAACCACAGAUGUGUCAUAUGUGACUCAAGCACUUCAAAGGCCUUUGUAAAAAUCCUCGUGAGGCCUCAUGAAUCAUUUGAAGGACUCGAGGAGUUAAAUGUUGCCAAAAGGGAUUUCUUGUUACAAGUGUUUAAUGCCAAAGUUAUAAUUAGAUUGAAGUGGGAUUUGUGUCAGAUAAUGACUCUAUUGAGAUUAUGGAAAAAGCCAUGCAUUCAGUUGAUGUCAUGAAUGUCUUUUUGUUUUCUAAAAAUAAAAGAGUAAAACUCUUUUUCUUCUGGUG